AUUCCCAAGAUGUAUCAUGAGUACAGCACGCCUAGGUUAUUAACUAUGGAGUACUGUGAAGGUGAACAUAUUGAUGAUAUCGAUUAUAUGAUCAAGAAUAAUAUUGACAGACACGAGGUAUGUCGGAAGCUAGGGAGGAUAUAUUCGGAAAUGAUAUUCUUAAAUGGUUAUUUGCAUUCCGAUCCACAUCCAGGCAAUGUUCUGGUGAACAAGAGGAAAGACGGAAAAGUAGAAAUUAUUUUGUUGGAUCAUGGCUUAUAUCUUGUAAGUUACAUUUUCUGA
Molecule: messenger RNA, 282 nt
Organism: Cylicostephanus goldi
Lineage: Eukaryota; Metazoa; Nematoda; Chromadorea; Rhabditida; Strongylidae
Source: the annotation of a GenBank genome assembly